Diachasma alloeum is the source of this 1685-nucleotide messenger RNA. RefSeq lists its product as uncharacterized. Lineage: Eukaryota; Metazoa; Arthropoda; Insecta; Hymenoptera; Braconidae. The transcript has 2 exons. The annotation marks the transcript as partial. The record is from RefSeq and is a predicted model, not a curated record.
GUCCAAUCAACUGCUCCAGUCGCUCAACAAGGGUCUCCCUAUCAGCUGUACGGGAAUCUUCAAAUGAACGACUACUAGAGCUUCUACAAAGGUUUUGGGUCCAGGAAGAAUUACCAGUCCAACGUUCAGACAACUCAGAGCUAUCACAAGACGAGCUGGAGUGUGAAAAACACUUCAGAUCAACACACAGCAGAGAUUCAACAGGGCGUUACAUUGUGAGGCUCCCAUUGAAAACGUCAGCUGAAGCGCUCGGGGAGUCAAAGUUCAAGGCUUCACGAGAGCUCAGAUCAACAGUCAGCAAACUCAACAACAAUCAGGAAUAUGCCCAGCUCUACAAGGAGUUUAUCAACGAGUACGAGGCUUUGGGACAUAUGCAGAGAGCACCCGAUUCUCCAGAACCUACCCCAGCCUAUUAUCUGCCACACCACGGGGUUCUGAGAGAAGAGGCCAUCACCACAAAACUGAGAGUCGUUUUCAACGGCUCCAGUCCCAGCUCAUCAGGUAUGUCACUCAAUGAUAUAUUAUAUCCUGGUGGAAAAUUGCAGAUCAACGCCAUGGACGUCUUGACAUGGAUGAGAAAGCACAGACUCGUGUUUGGCACCGACAUCGUUAAGAUGUUUAGACAGAUACGAGUUCACAGGGACGAUUGGGACCUCCAGAGAAUUUUGUGGAUUGAUGAUAAUCAGCAACAAAUCUCCUAUCAGCUAACCACAGUCACCUACGGUCUCAACUUUUCUCCAUGGCUAUCUCUGAGAGUUCUUCAACAAUUAGCGGAGGAUGAGGGUCACCGCUUCCCAGCAGCCGUCGAGACAAUCACCAGAGCUCGGUAUGUUGACGACAUCUACGGCAGAGCUGAGUCAGCAGCAGAACUCAAGGAGAUAAAAUGGAGCAGCAAUUGCCCACGGCUAUUGUACGAACUCGGAUUAUCAACAGAGGAAGCCAUAAUCCAGUUUGAAGAAUCAGUCACCAAAGUUCUUGGAAUGUGUUGGCNACAAGGACUCUGUCAGGCUGGAGGCUUCGCUCUUCAGAAAUGGAGCAGCAAUUGCCCACGGCUAUUGCACGAGCUCGGAUUAUCAACAGAGGAAGCCGUAAUCCAGUUUGAAGAAUCAGUCACCAAAGUUCUUGGAAUGUGUUGGCAUCAGUCGUCCGACACAUUCAGGUAUAAAUCCAGAGACUUCAACACACAGACGAUCACCAAGCGGGUUGUAUCUUCAGAGAUAGCUCAGAUCUUCGAUCCUUUGAGCUUCAUCGCUCCAGUCANGGAACUCACAGAAUUGGACAAAGUUGCUGUACCCAGAUGGCUCAAUUUAACAUCAAAAGAAAGUAACAUUCAAUUACACGGAUUCGCAGAUGCUUCAACCGUAGCUAUGAGUGCAGUGGUGUACAUACGCACCAGGAACAUCAACGAGCCAGCUUCAACAGUGAUGGUCUGCGCGAAGACAAAGGUAGCACCGAUCAAGCGCAUGACUAUUCCAAGAUUAGAGCUUACAGCAGCUCUCUUGUUAACACAACUAGUAGCCUCAACACAGAGGAUGCUUCAGCUCGACCAUGCAGAAACUCAUCUUUGGUCGGAUUCAGCAGUAACACUCGCUUGGAUCAGAAGCCACGCAUCAAGGUGGAAAGAUUUCGUCCACAACAGAGUGGUCAAGAUCCAGGAAACUCUCCCGAAUGCUAUCUGGAGACAC